Molecule: messenger RNA, 1029 nt
Organism: Aspergillus fumigatus Af293
Lineage: Eukaryota; Fungi; Ascomycota; Eurotiomycetes; Eurotiales; Aspergillaceae
Product: putative endo-1,4-beta-glucanase
Exons: 2
Coding region: 1-1029 (342 amino acids)
Biological process (GO): carbohydrate metabolic process
Cellular component (GO): extracellular region
Molecular function (GO): cellulose binding
Source: RefSeq, a predicted model, not a curated record
AUGAGACACGUUCAAUCUACGCAGCUGCUUGCAGCGCUUCUCCUCACUACCCGCGUCACAGCUCAUGGUCAUGUUACAAACAUCGUAAUCAACGGGGUUUCGUACCGCGGAUGGAAUAUUGAUUCGGAUCCCUACAAUCCUGAUCCGCCGGUGGUGGUAGCGUGGCAGACCCCCAACACGGCGAAUGGCUUCAUCUCCCCAGAUGCGUAUGGAACGAACGAUAUCAUCUGUCAUCUCAACGCCACCAACGCGCGAGGGCAUGCUGUGGUUGCGGCGGGCGACAAAAUAUCCAUUCAAUGGACCGCUUGGCCAGAUUCCCACCAUGGACCAGUCAUCGACUACCUGGCGAGGUGCGGUUCGAGCUGCGAGACGGUAGACAAGACGACUCUGGAGUUCUUCAAGAUCGAUGGUGUUGGGCUGGUGGACGGCUCAAACCCACCGGGGGUCUGGGGUGACGAUCAGUUGAUCGCGGAUAACAACUCGUGGCUGGUGGAGAUCCCUCCGACCAUUGCCCCGGGCUAUUAUGUUCUUCGACAUGAGUUGAUUGCGUUGCAUGGAGCCGGCAGCCAGAAUGGAGCCCAGAACUACCCCCAAUGUUUUAACCUUCAGAUUACAGGGUCGGGGACCGCGCAGCCCUCGGGUGUGAAGGGCACAGAGCUCUAUUCACCCACAGAUCCGGGCAUUCUGGUCAAUAUCUAUAACGCGCUUUCGACGUAUAUAGUGCCGGGUCCCACGCUCAUUCCCGGGGCUGUGUCAGUUGUGCAGUCCAGUUCGACCAUCACUGCGUCGGGAACGCCGGUAACUGGCAGUGGUAGUGCUCCGACUACCAGUGCCACUACAACGCUGUCCACGACAACCAGGGCCACCACGACCACAACUACGACCACGGCGGGCAGCUCGACUUCAGUUCAAUCGGUCUACGGGCAGUGCGGUGGCAGUGGAUGGUCUGGGCCCACAGCCUGCGUUACAGGAGCCACAUGCACUUCCUACAACAGCUACUACUCCCAGUGCAUUCCAACCGCCUCCUAG